Molecule: messenger RNA, 543 nt
Organism: Arctia plantaginis
Lineage: Eukaryota; Metazoa; Arthropoda; Insecta; Lepidoptera; Erebidae
Source: the annotation of a GenBank genome assembly
AUGAGCGUCACAAGGUCACCUACAAAAGCGGCCGGCGCACCAAGUCUUACUAGUUCUCAACCAGACUUAUCAAAGUGUGAGCUACCCGUAAUCGGUAACUUUGUAUUUACUCGAAAACGUAAACAACCUGAUGCCGACGUUGAGGUCAAGGAAGCAAUAGCCGAACUACGUAAGGACAUGAUGAGUUUCCUGUAUGAAUUCAAAAGUUCACAAAAAGCUGAAUUUCAGCAGGUGAGGUCGGAUGUAACGGAUGUCAAAAACCAAUUGGAAUCGAUAAAGGUUGCAAAUAAUGAUAUUAUUAGAGAUCAUAAUCAGUUUCGAAAAGACCUGUCAUCUCUAACCGAUUCCCUGGACUUCCAGAGUAAAGAACAAGAUGAUUUGAAGUUCCAAAAGCUGAGAAACCCACCUCACCUAGACCAUGCUGGUGAGACUUUCAACGGUUUUCCUUCUGAGACCGAACCGAUUGAAACGGUAGAUUUGAAGCACUGCUUCCAAGUUACCGUUUUAUCGGUACGGUCUCAGGGGUUCCCAAAUUUUGCUUAA